UUUCUCUCUCUGCAAGUUCGCAGUGGGCAGAAGAAGAAGAAGAGGAAGAAGAAGAAGACAUGCAGGAGCAGACGACGAGCUCCAUCGCCGCGAGCUCGCUCCCUUCGAGCAGCGAGAGAUCUUCGAGCUCGGCCCUCCAAAUCGAAGUCAAAGAAGGCAUGGAGAGCGACGAGGAGAUCAGGAGAGUGCCGGAGAUGGGAGGGGAGCCGGCGGGGACGUCCGCGGCCGGCCGGGAAUCCGGUUCGGCGGCCGGUCCGGACCGGGCCCAGCCCGCGGGUCAAAGUCAAAGGAAGAGGGGGAGGAGCCCCGCUGACAAGGAGAACAAGAGGCUAAAGAGGUUGCUGAGGAACAGAGUAUCGGCGCAGCAGGCGAGAGAGAGGAAGAAGGCGUACCUGAACGACUUGGAGGUGAGAGUGAAGGAGCUGGAGAAGAAGAACUCGGAGCUGGAGGAGAAGCUGUCCACGUUGCAGAACGAGAAUCAGAUGCUCAGACAUAUACUGAAGAACACCACGGCGGGGAGGAGAGGAGGAAGCAGCGGCUCCAAUGCGGACGGGCCCUUAUGAGGAAAAAUUUACACCCAAUCGGAAGCUAUAUAGCCAUCAUAUCUGGGUUUAAUACAGAGGAAGAGGUUGAAGAUCUGUGCUCUCUUUGGUUCCUUGUUUUUUGCCCAUUUUUAGAUUAGACCUUCCAAUCAUUUAGGGGGUUAGAAGUUUGGCAAAAGUCAGUCCGGUCUGCGAUGCUUCGUGUCGUUUGAGGAUUCACAGAAGAGGAGAGAGGAAGGCUUGUUGAUGUGCUUGUUUUCACUUUCCAGUGGUAAGGCAUGAUGGGCCUUUGCUCGAAAGCUUGGUCGGUGUGAAAAUAGCUGGGUCCUAAAUUGUGAUGUGGGAUUGUGGUCGUACAAAAGAGUGUUUGCUACGGAUUCAUAGA
This is a messenger RNA of Syzygium oleosum, 927 nucleotides long. Its product is annotated as transcription factor HY5. Lineage: Eukaryota; Viridiplantae; Streptophyta; Magnoliopsida; Myrtales; Myrtaceae. Gene Ontology annotation, cellular component: nucleus. The record is from RefSeq and is a predicted model, not a curated record. Gene Ontology annotation, molecular function: DNA-binding transcription factor activity, RNA polymerase II-specific. Gene Ontology annotation, biological process: positive regulation of transcription by RNA polymerase II; response to far red light; response to red light. The coding region runs from base 60 to 563 and encodes 167 amino acids. The transcript has 4 exons.